UUCAAGGUGUGGAGAAACCCUGUUAUUUGCAUUUCAGGUCCUGAGAAUAUAGCCAUACAUAUUUUUGUAGUAACUCCAUCUGACAAGUUUUUUGCCUCAGUGGUAAAAGUGAUCAACUCCAUAAAUCAUGCCACAAAUCAUCCUCCUCCGUGAAGGAACUGAGAGCCACCAGGGCAAGCCUCAUUUGAUAUCCAACAUCAAUGCAUGUGAAGCAAUUGUGGAUGCCAUUCGCACCACACUGGGUCCUCGUGGUAUGGACAAGCUAAUUCUGGAUUCUUCUGGGAAAACUACAAUAUCAAAUGAUGGAGCCACCAUUAUGAAGAAACUUGACAUAGUCCAUCCUGCUGCCAAGACCUUGGUGGACAUUGCCAAGUCUCAGGAUGCUGAAGUUGGAGAUGGAACAACAACAGUGGUUCUGUUAGCUGGAGAAUUCCUCAGGGUUGCUAAGCCAUUCAUUGAGGAUGGGGUCCAUCCCCAAAUUAUCACAAGAUCAUAUACCAAAGCCACUAACCUUGCUUUGAAGAGGAUUGAGGAAAUUUCUGUGAAGGUAAUGGAAGAUAAUCCAGUGAAGCACAGAGAGCUCCUAGAGAAAUGUGCUGCUACUGCUCUUAGCUCCAAGUUGGUGUCAACUCAAAAGGACUUCUUUGCAAAAAUGGUUGUUGCGGCUGUCAACUUAUUGGAUGACCUCUUGCCCUUGGAUAUGAUUGGUGUGAAGAAAGUUCAGGGUGGGGCUCUGGAGGAUUCUCUUCUUGUUGCGGGAGUGGCUUUCAAGAAGACUUUCUCUUAUGCUGGCUUUGAGAUGCAACCUAAGUUGUACCAGAAACCAAAAAUUGCUCUUCUCAACAUUGAAUUGGAGCUGAAGGCUGAGAGGGAUAAUGCUGAAGUCAGAGUGAAAGAUGUCAAAGAGUACCAGAAGGUUGUUGAUGCUGAGUGGACUAUCUUGUAUGAAAAACUUGACCUUAUUCACAAGUCUGGUGCCAAGGUGGUCCUGUCCAAGUUGCCCAUUGGAGAUGUGGCCACUCAGUAUUUUGCUGAUAGAGAUAUGUUUUGUGCUGGACGGGUCCCUGAUGAUGACCUCAAGCGUACAAUGAAAGCCUGUGGGGGAUGUGUCCAGACUACUGCACAUGAUAUGCGGGAUGAGGUUCUUGGCAGAUGUGAAACCUUUGAGGAGCGUCAAAUAGGUGGAGAACGGUAUAACUUCUUCAAAGGGUGCCCCAAUGCCAAGACUUGCACAAUCAUACUGAGAGGAGGAACAGAGCAGUUCAUUGAAGAAACUGAGAGAUCCUUGCAUGAUGCCAUCAUGAUUGUUCGCAGAGCAAUCAAGAAUGAUGCCAUUGUUGCAGGGGGUGGAGCCAUUGAGAUGGAGCUAAGCCGUUAUCUGAGGGAGCACUCCCGGAGCAUAGCUGGCAAAGAGCAGCUCCUGAUUGCUGCCUAUGCCAGAGCCUUGGAAGUCAUUCCUCGGCAAUUGUGUGACAAUGCUGGCUUUGAUUCCACGAACAUCUUGAAUCGUCUGCGGCAGCGUCAUGCACAGAAUGAUGUCUGGUGUGGUGUGGACAUCAAUGAAGAGGAUGUAUGUGACAACUUCAUAGCUUGUGUUUGGGAGCCAGCAAUGAUGAAGGUGAAUGCAUUAAGUGCUGCCAAUGAAGCAGCUUGUUUGAUCCUCUCAGUUGAUGAAACCGUGAAGAAUCCAGCUUCAGAGAGCCAAGAGAACAAGCCACCCUUGCCUGGAAUGGGCCGAGGCCGAGGCAGGCCCAUGACAAAACGAAGUAAGCAUCGUUCAGAUGAGAUAUCAUCUUUAUUUGUUCCUGUGUUGGUGAAACCCAACCCAGAUGACAUCAAUGUUGGUGUUGAGUUGUCAGAGAAGCUUAGAAAGCAGGACCUCCAGAGGGUAUUGGUCCAGUUCCAUCAGAGAGAAGAAGUGAAAUCCCUAUGUCUUGAGAAUGGAUUGGAUAACACACUUUACCAUCAAGCAUACAUCAGCUUUAGAAGGUACUGCUUGGAAUCGGAAGUGCUACCCCCUGAGCUACACAUUGUGUUCAGUGAUAUCUUGCAAAAUGCUGGGCAUGUUGAUGACAUCUUCCCCUACUUCAUGGCUCAUGCUCAGAAGAUCUUCCCACACUUGGGAUGCAUGGAUGACCUCAAGAAGAUAUCUGACCUUCGUUCCCCUACGAAUUGGUACCCAGAGGCUCGUGCCCUAAAUCGCAAGAUUUUCUUCCAUGCUGGUCCCACCAACAGUGGAAAGACCUAUCAAGCUCUUGAGAGGUUCUUACAAGCAAAAUCUGGUGUGUACUGUGGCCCUUUGAAGCUUCUAGCAGUUGAAGUCUUUCAAAAAGCUAAUCAGCAAAUGCCAAAACUCAAGGAUUUGAUCUAUCCCAUAGAUGAGGUGGCUGUCAUAGAUGAAAUUCAGAUGAUGAGAGAUCCUGAGAGAGGCUGGGCAUGGACAAGGGCACUUCUUGGAGUUGCUGCUGAAGAAGUGCAUGUAUGUGGAGAAGCCUCAGCAAUUCAGUUGGUUCAAGACAUGUGUUCCACAGCUGAUGAGACUCUGGAGGUCAGAAAAUACAAGCGCCUCACUGAAUUGGAAAUUGAAUCCAAAGCUCUCAGGUCUCUGGACAAUGUGCAGCCUGGAGAUUGCAUAGUCUGCUUCAGCAAGAAUGAUAUCUACGCUAUUUCCCGGAGCCUUGAAAGCAAAGGCCAUCAGGUCGCUGUCAUUUACGGGGGAUUGCCACCUGGAACAAAGUUGGCUCAAGCUCAGAAGUUCAAUGACCCAGAAGAUCCUUGCAAGAUCCUUGUGGCCACAGAUGCUGUUGGCAUGGGUCUUAACCUGAUGAAAAUCUUUGUGGUUGAGCCCUACAUCAAUGUCAUUGACUGCUUUGAGCAGGGUUAUGUGACAACGUUCAAGGCCGAAGAUCUCCCGACACUGAAGGCCCUUCUUGCCCAGCAACCUGAGCCAUUGACGCAAGCUGGUCUCCACCCUACAGCUGAACAGAUCGAGCUCUAUGCAUAUCACUUGCCAAAUGCCACUUUGUCAAACCUCAUGGAUAUAUUCAUAAGUCUUUCCACUGUGGAUGAUUCACUCUUCUUCAUGUGCAACAUUGAGCAACUGAAGUUCCUGGCUGACAUGAUCCAGCAUGUCCCUUUGCCCUUGAGAGCUCGAUAUGUGUUCUGUUGUGCACCCAUCAAUCGGAAAAUGCCAUUUUAUGCUCGUCAAUACAGUAGAAAUGAGCCAGUGACUCUCGAUUGGCUGUGUCAUCACCUUGGAUGGCCUUUUGCACCUCCCCGCACCAUCCUGGACUUGGUGCAUCUUGAAUCCGUCUUUGAUGUUCUUGACCUCUACCUCUGGCUAAGCUAUCGGUUCAGCGACCUGUUCCCAGAUGCAUUGCUUGUGAGGGACAUGCAGAAAGAGCUUGAUGAUGUCAUUCAGCAAGGUGUUGUAAACAUCACCAAGCUGCUGAAGAACUCAGAAACAGGUAUCAGUGGAGCAACUGGCCUUGGAGAUGCCCAAGAUGCAUUUACCCUCAAGAUCAAGCAGCAGCAAUAUAAGAAAGGGAAGACAGCAGCCGCACCAGAGUCAGCCACGGCGAAAACGAUGGGCCUGAAGAGCCGAGGAGGAGAGCUGACACAAAGGCUGGUCGAUCAGGGCCUCCUCACCCCAAAGAUGCUGCAACAACUGCAGGAGGAAUGGCUGAAAAGCAGCCAGAACGAUCCUCCCUCCUCGCCGAAUUCCAAGAAGAAAACUAAAUAAGAGAAGUGAACAGCAUGCGCUCUAGUGAUCUUGAACAGUGUCUAUUUUGGACGUAGAUGAUGAUGAUCAUGGUGCAAUGAAUUUAUUUUUGCUCA
Molecule: messenger RNA, 3837 nt
Organism: Darwinula stevensoni
Lineage: Eukaryota; Metazoa; Arthropoda; Ostracoda; Podocopida; Darwinulidae
Source: the annotation of a GenBank genome assembly